Messenger RNA from Psammomys obesus (fat sand rat), 5347 nucleotides. It is a transcript of the gene Rbsn, whose product is annotated as rabenosyn, RAB effector. The transcript is spliced from 12 exons. Lineage: Eukaryota; Metazoa; Chordata; Mammalia; Rodentia; Muridae. The record is from RefSeq and is a predicted model, not a curated record. Bases 333 to 2681 code for a protein of 782 amino acids. Gene Ontology annotation, molecular function: metal ion binding.
GCCGCCGAUGGCGAUGGCCGCCGCGGGUCUCUGAGGAAUCUUGGAGGCCCGGAAUCGGGGCUGGAGGUCGAGAGUAGUCUGCCAGCCGCCUGUCGGGAGCGGCAGGGCGUGGGAGGGUGUCUUCCUGCUCCGAGCCGCCACAGACAGCGCGGCGGUGGCUGAGAUUCCUCCUGCUGAAGAGAGGAAAUCUCAUUCAAGGCCACAAUGUCACUUCCCGAUUAUCCAAGUGGUGCCUACUUAAGCUAACACUGCCAGAAUCCUGCUUGUUUGGGAGGAAUUAAGCUGACUUGGCAUGAGGUUCCUGCCUUCCUGGGGUUGAGAGAAGCACAAUUAUGGCUUCUCUUGAUGACCCAGGGGAAGUGAGGGAAGGCUUCCUGUGCCCUUUGUGCCUGAAGGACCUUCAGUCUUUCUAUCAACUUCAGUCACAUUAUGAGGAAGAACACUCAGAAGAUCGUGAUGUCAAAGGGCAAAUUAAAAAUCUUGUCCAAAAGGCCAGGAAAGCAAAGAACAAGUUGUUGAAACGAGAAGGGGAUGAUCGAGUGGAACCAGGGACCCAAGGAUAUGAAUCAUUCAGCUAUGGAGGGGUUGAUCCCUACAUGUGGGAACCCCAGGAGCUUGGUGCUGUGAGAAGCCAUCUUUCUGACUUCAAAAAACAUCGUGCUGCAAGAAUUGAUCACUAUGUUGUUGAAGUCAAUAAAUUGAUAAUCAGGUUGGAGAAGCUCACUGCAUUUGACAGAACAAACACUGAGACUUCGAAGAUUAGAGCAAUAGAAAAGUCCGUGGUGCCUUGGGUCAAUGACCAGGAUGUUCCAUUUUGUCCAGACUGUGGGAAUAAGUUCAGCAUUCGGAACCGCCGUCACCACUGCCGUCUCUGUGGGUCUAUCAUGUGCAAGAAAUGUAUGGAGCUCAUUGGCCUGCCCUUGGCAAAUAAGCUCACCAGUGCCAGCAAGGACUCCCUGAGCACCCACACCAGCCCCAGCCAGUCACCUAACAGUGUCCACGGCUCCCGUCGGGGCAGCGUCAGUAGCAUGAGCAGUGUCAGCUCAGUCCUGGACGAGAAGGAUGAUGACCGCAUCCGCUGCUGCACACACUGCAAGGGCACUCUGCUCAAGAGAGAGCAGCAGAUGGACGAGAAGGAGCACACACCUGACAUCGUGAGGCUCUACGAGAAACUGCGACUUUGCAUGGAGAAAGUUGACCAGAAAGCUCCUGAAUAUAUCAGGAUGGCAGCAUCAUUAAAUGCUGGGGAGACAACCUACAGUCUGGAGCAUGCCAAUGACCUUCGAGUGGAAGUGCAGAAAGUGUAUGAGCUAAUAGAUGCUUUAAGUAAGAAGAUUUUAACCUUGGGCUUGAACCAAGACUCUUCACCACAUCCAAACACUUUGAGGCUACAGAGAAUGAUCAGAUACUCAGCUACACUAUUUGUGCAGGAGAAGUUACUGGGUUUGAUGUCACUGCCAACCAAAGAACAGUUUGAAGAACUGAAAAACAAAAGGAAGCAGGACCUGGAACAGAAGAGGACCAUGGAAAGACAGGCUGCUCUGGAGUCCCAGCGGAAGCUUGAAGAAAGGCAGAGUGGUUUGGCAUCUCGUGCAGCGAAUGGUGAAGUGAGGUCUCUGCGAGGCAUCCCUGCUCCCUUGCGAAAGGCUGAGGGCUGGCUCCCAUUGUCGGAAGGUCAGGGGCAGAGUGAGGACCCUGACCCUCUCCUCCAGCAGAUCUUCAACAUUACAUCCUUCAUCAGACAGGCCAAAGCUGCAGGCCGCACAGAUGAGCUGUGCAUACUUCAAGAGAACCUGCGGCAGCUGCAGGACGAAUAUGACCAGCAGCAGACUGAGAAGGCCAUUGAGCUGUCCCGGAGGCAGGCUGAGGAGGAGGAACUGCAGCGGGAGCAGCUGCAGAUGCUCCGAAAGCGGGAACUAGACCGAGAACAGGAACAGUUCCUGGCAGCAUCCCUGCACACACGGACUCGUGCUCUAGAGCUCCGAGAAGUCAUACCCUUCCAUCUGGAGCCUAGCCGAGGGCCUUAUACUGAUCUUGCCUAUUCCUUGAAUCGGGACUCUUCCCCAGUUCAGAGCAGCACAGCUCCCAAUACCCUUUCACCUGGCUCAGCUCUAGCACUUGUCCACUUGUCUGGGCCCCCAGCCCUUGGCCAGGACUUAUUCCUCCAGAGCACCAUGUCACAGCACAGUGAUAAGACCUCUUUCAAUCCGUUUGAUGAAGAAGACCUCUCCAGCCCUACAGAGGAUGCUGCCAGCCCUGCUGUUGCAGAGGCUGUCCAGGGCCCUCCGGCUACUGUCACCAGAGAAUAUAAUCCUUUUGACGAAGAUGCUGAAGAAGAGGAGGUGGCAGAUUUGGGGGCAGGGAAUCCCUUUACUGACCCAGACAGUCCAGCACUCAACCCCUUUGAUGAGGAUGACCAUCCCAGGCCUGCUAGCCCACCUGCCCCUGGAAACCCUUUUGAAGAGUGCCCCUGCACCAACCCCUUCGAGGUGGACAGUGAUAGUGGCAUGGAGGCUGAGGAGCACAUCGAGGAGGAGCUGCUCCUGCAGCAGAUUGAUAACAUCAAGGCUUACAUCUUUGACGCCAAGCAGUGCGGUCGAAUGGAUGAGGUUGAGGUGCUGACGGAGAACCUCCGGGAGCUGAAGUGCACCCUGGCUAAGCAGAAGGGGGCCCCUAAUUGACAGCAGUAGGCAGGGGCCAGAGUCUUGGGCAGCAGGGUACCAAGGAAGAAGGGGAGAUGGUGGGCAUCUGGAUGCACAUAGGUGAGGGGUGGAAACAGUAGUAUCUUGCUGUGCACUUUGAGGCAUUUCCACUACAGCUGAAUAAGAACAGGAAAAAAAAAAUCAGCAUUCACUUGCUGGUUUUUCUGUAUUAUUUUUUUAAUGAAAUGUUCUCUUUUCAGGGAACUUUACCAUUUUAUUUCUGAGAUAAAGCUCAGUGCAGCUCUGUUGGGCCAAGGAAGAAAUGGCUCCUCGGCACCUCUCAAGGGUCUAUUUUCUGCUGACUGUUCCUGGUCAGUAUGCAGUAUUAUAGGGCAGCCCUUGACAGGCCCCUUCCUGUAGCCAAGGCAGGCAGGAGCUCUGGCAGAAAUCUGUUCAGAUUUGGCUGCUUCCUUUCACCACUUCCCUCCUUGGGCUGUCUCCUGGAUACGUAGGGAGAUGCUGCUGUUAAGGGAAAACUCUGGACCCAAGGAGGACCAGUGCCACUUUUUAUGGAUGGGGAAUGUUGCCAGUGCUGCCCCCUCCCGGUUGAAGAAAGUGAAGCUCCCAGGUGUUGGGACACUGGUGUCAGUGUGAGAGUGAUUAUGAAAUAGGAAUGGUCAACUUUUGGUGAGUGUUAUAGUUUGGGAGAAGUUUCUACCUGAGCAGUAGUCUGUUCUCUGGAAACCUCCUUCCAGGGCUUUAGCAGAAUGACCACUCCAUAGGUCACAUUCAUGGGCCUGUGGUGUGAUUUGGGAAUUGUAACCAGGAAGCAUCUGAGUCAGGAGAUAAAUUUUAGUAACUUCCAAGGCUCUCUAGUCAGCCUUCUUCCCUGUGGUUCAUCCUGACAUGGGAAACUGGUAAGAUUUUUUUUUUUUUUUUUUUUCUACUUUGAGUACUGAGAAACAGAAAUAUUUGAGGCAUGGCCUCAGAUCAUUCCAUAGCCCUGAAGUACUUGAACUCUGAGGAAAACAGAAAGGGAACUUACAUAACUUAGUACUUUGGUUUACAGAAACAGAUCAAUUGACAAAUGACAUUGUAAGAUCUGGGUGUGUUCAGCUAUGGGUUAUUUCUUCAAUGAUACUCUUUAGUUAAUAGACAAGAAUUGACCACUAGGCCUCCCCCCCCCCCCACCAGGGUUUUUCUGUGUAGCUUUGGCUGUCCUGUACUUGCUUUGUAGACCAGGCUGGCCUUGAAUUCACAGCGAUCCACCUGCCCCUGCCUCCCCAAGUGCUGGGAUUACAGGCAUGUGCUACAGAGCCCGGCUGACCACUAGUCACUUUACCCGUUAGCUAACUCUGGGCCAUGGCUUCUGUUGGUUACUGGUGUGUAAGCUGAACUUCUUUCGUCACAUUCUGGUGAAGAUCUAUCUUGGUGGUAAGAAUGACAUCUGGGUGCAAAGACCUAUUUGGCAGCUGUAAUCCCAAUUCAUUAGUACCUGUUGGGGCCUUGGCUAGAUAGAAAGUCCUGUAUGGGGCUAUGGGAAGGGUUGGAAAGGAAGGGUAAUGGAGGACACUUUGGGUUUUGUUGACAGAUGUUUACUGGCCUAUGAGUAGAUUACCAGUGCCAGUUAGUUGCCAGCUCUGUUGGUGUCAUGGGCUGUUCUGGGAGGUAGGUAGCCUGGCAUUCAUGUUACCUGGAACAGGCCUCUUCUCUUCCUAAGGCCAAGGCUCUAGAUGCUGUUACUCUAAGGUUCCAGGCAUGCCCAGCAUACCCACCCAACUUGGUCUGCUUUUGUCUAAAGGAAGAGGCGGCAGCUGUCUACACAAAAUCAGGUUGAAUACUGGUUUCCACCAUCACUUUUCCUGACAUAGAUCAGGUGUCCAGGGUGAUAUCACUGUAGACAUUACCUUUCUUAUGAGACCAGGCUUCUCAAUUAGCUAGUGACUUACUAAAUGUAUGCCUUUCCUGAACUCACCCCCAGGCAUCAGUCUGUGACUGAGGCCAUGGAGAAAACAAAUGCUUUUAAAUGCUUUUAACUAUUUUUUAAAUCUCAAGUCACUGAAUAUUAAACCAAGUAAACCCAGAUCCCAGAGGUUUUACUGGUUUCUCAUUGAAUUCCUCUUCGGCCAUGUUCUGCUAGUCAGACUUGGCAAGAGAGACUUGUCUACCCAAUGGCUGUAUCACUUCCCAGAAUUCAUGCAGGUCAGGGUUGGUUUGCAGAGGGUGUUGGCCUGUGAGUGUAACCACAAUGCCAGGUUCUUACCUCAGGUGAAUAAUUCAUGAUUCCUGAGGUCUUUCAGGGAAAUUAGCUCUACCUUAUCAGUGAAGGAGCAUGUCCUUGAUAGGGUAUUGGCAGAUUCCCUAGACAUAGGUCCUGUUCAUAUGUGGAAGGACCUCUGGCUUAGUCCCCUUCUAACACUAAGGAACUAGAGCCUCACUCACUGCACUUAACUAUUCAUCAUGUCUUUAUUGUCAGAUGCUAAAAUCUGUUUCUAAGUCAUCAUGAGCCAUGUUGCAUAGCUCUGCCAUGUGAUUGAAAUUGUGGAAUUGGUCUCUGUACUAGGUCAGACUAGAGGAGCACUGUGUUCUGGUAAUCAUGGUGACUGUCACCUAGAUGGUCAUUGACACGCAUGCACUACAUUCGGGCCUUGUAUCAGUGGCUUUUAUUAAAAAAAUAAAAUACCAUUUAUGUGAGGCUUUUAUUA